Molecule: messenger RNA, 1903 nt
Organism: Mytilus californianus (California mussel)
Lineage: Eukaryota; Metazoa; Mollusca; Bivalvia; Mytilida; Mytilidae
Exons: 5
Coding region: 361-1572 (403 amino acids)
Biological process (GO): protein N-linked glycosylation
Molecular function (GO): alpha-(1->6)-fucosyltransferase activity
Source: RefSeq, a predicted model, not a curated record
GAUUUUUUUAAAGAUUGCACAGGUAUUGCGCUUCUAUAAUUUAUGGCCACAUCUCGUUUAUUGUUAUAUUACCUUGGCUUGCUACAGAGUUUUCUUAACAACUUCAAUAAAUAACAUAAGUGAUGGUAGACAGAUCAAUACAUAAUCCUCAAGAUGUCAUAUUCAUUAUCAUAUCACAUUGACGCUUGAUGAAUGACAAAUCCAAAUCAAGCACACCUUCUUACCAGCAUGCUUUCUAGUUACCGCCAAAGAAUCCAUUCUUACCUGUAAUAUCUUUUCAUACCUGUGGAUGUGUUGCGCCAUUAGCUAUAUAUUUACAGAAGUUUCAAUAAUGGUUGCUGAUCAAUCCUGAAUGCAACUAUGGUUGCUGCAACGUUUGCUAAUAGAGGAUUUAAGUACAUUCCGUUGGUACUUGCUGUUUUGGUCAUAAUAAUUGUAAUUUUUCCAUACAGUAGACAGAUAAAUAUGUCAACAACUGUUACCAAUGUGAUGCAUGGAAUGGUUCCAUCUGUCGUAUAUUUCAACUCCAACAAAAAUAAAACAGACACAUUAUGCCAAAACUGUACGAAAAUCAAUCCUUCUUUCAAUACAAAACCGAUCUUUCAGAACUACUUUUUUCCAGAGUCUAAGUGUGACAAAAAAUUAUUGGUGUAUGAAUGCGCUGGAAUUUGCGGAGGACUUGGUGACAGAGAAAAGGGAAUUUUAAGUGCAUUUUUGCUAUCCUUAUUAACCCAACGUACUUUUGUUGUACUUCAUCGAACACCAUGUGAAAUUAAGAAGUUUUUUGAGCCACGUAUAUAUGAUUGGUCAAAAUGUUCAGCAUCUGUAUCACAAGCUAAAUCAAAGGGAUUUUUAAUGGUCAACUACAUUGAUGCACAUGGAAAUUUGCCCCAGAGUUUUGAAAAUUUAAGAGGAUAUGAUAUAUGGAAAGAACACGUGGUUUUUAUACACGUUAACAUUCGUUUGAAUAACAGGAUAAUGAGCCAUCCAAUAGCAAGAGAAACUAUACCAUGGAUUUUGACAUCGCCUCCUGAAUUUGUUAUGUCUCAACUGUGGCAUGCGCUAUUUAAACCAGAAGCAGCCUUACUUACACACUUAAACAACUUCAUUACAAAUUGCACAUUGAAUAGCAAACGAAAGCUUAUUGCAGUUCACAUUCGUACUAGAUUUCUUCAGAAAGACCUUAGCGCGCAUGUAAAACAAAUAUUCGCAUUUCUUGAUAAUUAUAAUGACAAGUCAAAUUUUACCCUUUACAUUGCAUCCGAUAGCGAGGAUAUAAAAAAUCAAGCAAAAAAAAGAUAUCUGAACUUUGCUUCAUUAAACAGACACGUUGUGCAUAUCGACGAGACAAAUGAUGCAUGUGAUGGUAUGUACACAGCUAUUUUUGAACAACUAGUAUUAUCCAGGGCCGACAUACUAGUCAUGACACAAAGCGGGUUUUCUCGUAUGGCGGCAUAUAUCCGUGGCAAGCCUGACGAAAUAUAUCUUUAUCAUGCUAAAGAUAAAUCAGACGAGUCCUUUUUUGAACAAAUAACACUAGAAACACUGCCAAAAAUGUUUCCAAUCAGCUAAUCACGAUCACUGUUAGAGGAACAUGACAACAGAAAUAUUUCAUGUAAUAUCAAUUAUAGAUUAAAUAUGAUAUUUUAAAUCCUGGUCCUUUUGAAAGAUAAGAAGAUAAAGGAAUUCAGAAGACAAUUACCAACAGUAAACGUCAUUACCAAUUGAAUCAAAGAAAAAUAGAGAGAACUCGAUUAUUCCGAAAGAUCAUGAUGUUAACAUAUUCCUGGUAAUUUUGAUAAUACUGAGCUACCUCUAAUUCAUUGUGUUUACAAAAAAUCUACACGGAAAUAUGAUUUUGAUUAUAGCGAGAUGUAUAAAAAUAAAUAUCGUCCCCCGUCAA